CGUUUCCGGCCUUUCGGCUUUCGAUUACUUUUGGCGACGCGUGUUUCAUUGCAUUCAUUCAUAGAGGAUCCACGUUGUCGCGCCCGUGGGCACAACUUUCUUGUUUUGGCCCACAAAAACAGGAAUCCCGGAAUGCAGCAGGUACCGGAAAACAUAAAUUUCCCCCAGGAGGAGGAGAAAAUUCUUCAGCUGUGGAAGGAGAUCGAUGCGUUUCAGACGAGUCUGAAGCUGUCAAAGUCGCGACCAAGGUACUCCUUCUACGACGGGCCACCCUUUGCGACUGGGCUGCCGCACUAUGGUCACAUCCUGGCAGGCACCAUCAAGGACAUUGUGACCCGAUUUGCCCACCAGUCUGGCUUUCAUGUGGAACGCCGAUUUGGUUGGGACUGCCACGGGCUCCCUGUGGAAUAUGAAAUUGACAAGACUCUCGGAAUCAAGGGUCCUGACGACGUCAAGAAGCUGGGCAUUGAGAACUACAAUGCGGAGUGCAGGAAGAUUGUGAUGCGGUACUCGAGCGAGUGGGAGACGAUUGUGACGAGAAUGGGCCGGUGGAUUGACUUUCGGAACGACUACAAGACCAUGUAUCCCUGGUUCAUGGAGACCGUCUGGUACAUCUUUAAGCAGCUGUACAACAAGGGGCUCGUCUACAAAGGAGUUAAGGUGAUGCCUUACUCAACCGCCUGCAACACUCCCCUCUCCAACUUUGAGUCCGGUCAGAAUUACAAGGAAGUCGUUGACCCUGCCGUUGUGGUGAGCUUUCCCCUAGACGACGAGCCGGAGGUCUCCAUGAUUGCGUGGACAACAACGCCCUGGACCCUUCCCAGCAACCUGGCUUUGUGCGUCAACCCCGACCUCACUUACGUCAAGGUCAAAGACAAUGCCACUGGCAAGCUGUACAUCAUGAUGGAGUCUCGACUGGAGGCCCUGUUCAAGAAACCGGAGGAGUACACUGUCCUUGCCAGCUUCAAGGGGCGCACCUUGUCCGGGAAGAAGUAUGAGCCAAUCUUUCCUUAUUUUGCGAAGCUCAAGGAGAAAGGAGCAUUUCGAGUCCUCUGCGAUGGCUACGUCACCGAAGAAAGUGGUACGGGGGUUGUCCAUCAAGCGCCAUACUUUGGAGAGGACGACUUCCGAGUGUGCCUGGCCAACAAAGUCGUCACAAAGGACCAGGAGAUGAUCUGCCCCAUCGACCCGAGCGGGAAGUUUGUCGAGCCCGUAUCGGACUUCGUCGGACUUUACGUCAAGGAUGCAGACAAGGAGAUAAUGAAGAACCUGAAGACGAGGGGACGCUUGGUGAACCAGAGCACCGCCAAGCACAGCUACCCGUUUUGCUGGCGCUCCGAGACGCCGCUGGUCUACCGGGCUGUGCCCUCUUGGUUCGUGCGUGUGGAGCACAUGACGGAGCUGCUUCUUCAGACCAACGCACAGACAUACUGGGUGCCGGAUUUUGUGAAAGAGAAGCGGUUUGGCAACUGGCUCCGGGAUGCUCGUGACUGGGCCAUCUCAAGGAACCGUUACUGGGGCACCCCCAUCCCCAUCUGGGUCAGCGACGACGGCGAGGAGGUGGUUUGCGUGGGUUCCAUCAAAGAGCUGGAGGAGCUGACGGGCGUGCCAGUCACCGACCUCCACAGGGAUACGGUGGACCGCCUGGAGAUCCCAUCGUCGAGGGGAAAGGGCACCCUGAAGCGCAUCUCUGAAGUGUUCGACUGCUGGUUCGAGAGCGGCAGCAUGCCCUACGCCCAGGCCCACUACCCCUUCGAGAACAAGAAGGAGUUUGAGGCCUGCUUCCCAGCAGACUUCAUCGCAGAGGGAGUGGACCAGACCAGGGGCUGGUUUUACACCAUGCUCGUACUUUCCACUGCUCUGUUUGGGAAGCCACCAUUCAAGAAUCUCAUAGCCAAUGGUCUCGUUCUGGCAAGUGACGGCCAGAAAAUGAGCAAGCGGAAGAAGAACUACCCCGACCCUACGGAGGUUGUCCACAAGUAUGGUGCUGACGCCCUGAGGUUGUACCUGAUUAACUCUCCAGUGGUGAGGGCUGAGAACCUAAGGUUCCGCGAGGAAGGGGUGCGGGACAUCCUGAAGGAUGUCUUUCUGCCCUGGUACAAUGCUUACCGGUUCCUUGUGCAGAACAUUGUCCUCUUUGAGAAGGAACAUGGAGAGAAGUUUCUGUGUGCUGCAUCCAUCAAGGGCGCAUCAUCGAACUUCAUGGAUCGAUGGAUUCUCUCUUAUACCCAGAGCCUGGUGCUUUUCGUCAAGAAGGAGAUGAAAGAGUACCGGCUGUACACUGUUGUGCCACGACUCGUCAAGUUUGUGGACCACCUGACGAACUGGUACGUCAGGAUGAACCGCAGAAGGCUGAAGGGAGAAAAUGGCAAGGAGGACUGCCAGCGUUCGCUUGAGACCCUUUGCAGCAUCCUGUACAUUAUGAUCAGGCUUAUGGCACCAUUCACACCAUUCCUGACGGAGUUGAUGUACCAGACCCUAAGGCACCUGUUCCCAGAGCUGUCUUCCAAAGAGGAUUCACGCAGCAUCCACUACCUGCUGCUUCCAGAGCCCAGGAACGAACUCAUUGAAGAGGUGGUGGAACGCAGUGUGAGCCGCAUGCAGACAGUGAUCGAGUUGGGCCGCAUCGUCAGAGAUCGCAGGACACUUCCUCUCAAGUACCCACUGCGAGAACUGGUGGUCAUACACAAAGACCAGCAGUACCUGGAUGAUGUUGCAUCACUAAGGCAAUAUGUCCUUGAGGAGCUGAACGUGAAGCAGCUUACGGUGACGUCGGAGAAGGAAAAGUAUGGUGUGCUAAUGAAGGCAGAACCCGACAUCAAGGCACUGGGAUUGCGCCUGCGUGGGGAGAGCAAGGCCGUCUCCCAGGGGAUCAGGGAGUUGAAGGACUCUGCCAUCCAAGCAUACCUGAAGGGAGAGAUGCCGACGGUGUGCGGUCACCGCCUGGAGCAGGGCGACAUCAGGGUGCAGUACAGCUUCUCGGGGGCUGACGGAGAGUUGCUUGAACAGUAUGAGGCACACGCUGAGGCGGAUCUUCUCAUCUUGCUGGAUGUGUCUCCGGACCAAUCAAUGAUGGAUGAGGGCCUUGCCAGGGAAGUGAUCAACCGAGUUCAGAAGCUCAGAAAAAAGGCCCGUCUCGUUCCAACCGACGCAGUGGUGGUCUACACGACGGUGUCGCCGGCGGACCACCCCGUGGCGGCGGUGGUGGCUUCCCACCAGAAGCUCAUAGAGGGGAGCCUCAGGGUGCCCCUCAGGAGGGGGGGAGCCCACCCCGAGGGCGACGCCCUCAUCAUUCAAGAAGUCCAAGAGCUAAAAGGUGCACAGCUAAAAAUUGUAAUUGUCAAAGACAGUGGUGGCCUCAUGGCUAGUGAGAGCCUGAAAGACUCAGCUACUGUGUCACCGACUUCAGUUCCAAAAUCAAAGUCCAAGAAGGAUUCCAAACAAACCGAAGUUGUUUUAGGAAAACAUGAUGAUUCCGAAGCUCCUCCAUUCUGUAGGUUUGUGAAUGUCGAGCUGUGCGGUGGCACGAACGGUCCGAAAAGUCGGAAAGCCACGGUUCUGCUGGAAAACCCGAUUGGCCAGAACAUCGUAGAUCUGGCAAGGCUACAGUACUUGGUUCAGGUGGUUUUCGAACUGCCAGGCAAGACGCUGGAUGUGUACAGGACAAGGGACAGAAUGUCCAAGCUAACCAGCCUCACUUCAGAGGACAUAAAGCACUGCAUGGAAAGACAUUAUAUGUUCAACUCAGUUAAGAUCCUGGAUACAGCUGACCUCUACUAUCCCUAA
Molecule: messenger RNA, 3786 nt
Organism: Ixodes scapularis (black-legged tick)
Lineage: Eukaryota; Metazoa; Arthropoda; Arachnida; Ixodida; Ixodidae
Gene: IleRS
Product: isoleucine--tRNA ligase, cytoplasmic
Biological process (GO): isoleucyl-tRNA aminoacylation
Molecular function (GO): ATP binding; isoleucine-tRNA ligase activity; aminoacyl-tRNA deacylase activity
Source: RefSeq, a predicted model, not a curated record